This is a messenger RNA of Ochlerotatus camptorhynchus, 2296 nucleotides long. Its product is annotated as LIRP-like. Gene Ontology annotation, cellular component: extracellular region. Gene Ontology annotation, molecular function: hormone activity. The transcript is spliced from 4 exons. The record is from RefSeq and is a predicted model, not a curated record. The coding region runs from base 622 to 1050 and encodes 142 amino acids. Lineage: Eukaryota; Metazoa; Arthropoda; Insecta; Diptera; Culicidae.
CCACACUGUUACUGAUUUCAAUCCAAGCAAUCCACGAAACGCGAUUAUACGAUUACAGCUGAAGAUAGUGCAGUGCCUCGACUAGUUACGUACUGAGUGCAUGAAACCCCUAGCAACAACAAAGUAAACACAGUGUGAUUGUUAUUUUAUCUCCCAAACCUAAACUGUGAUUCUGGUUUGGUUGUUACUAAAUUUAAAACCACAGUGGACAAACGCAUCAAACAAGUGGCAUCUGUUUCUAUUUACAAUCAAAACAAACAGCCUACUGAGGGUUGCUGUCAUUAAUAACAUGCUCAUGGCUUGUUACUAUAUUGAGAAGAGCUAGCAAAGAAAGGCGUUGGCGCUUAUCACGACACUUAGACGACUGAACGGGACCGCCCUUUGGAUUGUGUGUGCUCCAUGUGUGUUAUUAUUUUUUUCUUACUAUUAUUAACUGGUACUUGCCCGAUUCGUGUUGACCCUUAACCCGUGUGCCGGUUGCGUUUUGAAUGUGUACUUUGGAACUCUACUGGAUCGAUUUCAUUUUCAUCUUCAACAAAAACUGCUCCAAAUCGACUGAACUGGCGAACCGUUGGAGCAUUCUUCUCUGCUGUAGAUUGAUCAACGAAAGAAAACGCAAAGAUGCGAUCCGCUUCAAUCAACCUAUGCAGUACCAUGCUGAUGAUUGUGAUGCAGGUGACGCUGUGUUCGCUUUUCGUAAAUCGAAUCCACGCGUCACCCUUGCCUGCCCCGACCAGUACUGGUAGCAACGGAGACGGACUGCUACAUCACAUGACCCGAUCCCGGUACUGUGGCCGAAAGUUGACAGAAACGUUGGCAAUGCUCUGUCAAGGACGCUACCCAAUGAUGAGCCAUCAUCGAUCAGAAUACCUCUCCGAUCAGCCUCAGUCGCAGGUCGAAGUUGAAGUGGCUACCCUGCCGGACAGCGGUAACCACGGUUUUCCGUACUCCCGAUCGACGGCUCACCGACGGGUUCGCCGCGCCGGAAUCUACGAUGAAUGCUGCAAAAAGAGCUGUUCCUUCGCCGAGCUGAAGAGCUACUGCGAAUGAUCUCGCGCCUUCAGUUGUUCAAAGUUCGGUGCCGGGCCCAAUGGACAACGCCGCGUAAGGCGGGGUCCAACCUCUUUGACCGCGGGAGUGGCUGAGAGAGCGGCAAUGGCGUCGAAUGCGGCGGCGGCGGAAGCAAUGGUGUGUGCACUUGCGCGCGGAGACGAAGGAGAAGCGCACACCUGACUCUGAUGGGUGGCAGGCUGUUUAGGUAACUCAUGGGGCCUACACACGCUACAACCUUGCAAAUCUUGCAUGUCUCGAUUUUCAACCUGAAGAGGUUUCUGCAAUUUCCCAACACACAAUACAAGCUGUUGCCCAACCUAUUCAUGUCCUGAUUGUGCAACUCGCCUACGCAUACUGAAGCCAGUUGAAAAAAAAACUUGGACAUCGCCUCUCGUAAAAUCAAACCGUACAACCAUGUUCUAGCGUGUGUAAACCCCAUCAGGCGCGCACCGUCCACCAAAAGGAUGAACAUCAGCAAAACAAUCACACGUGCAUUCGAUUUUUUUAACACACACACACACACGCAAACAUCGGUUUAAGGCCAUCAUUAGCUCUUAGGUAGAACAUUUUACAAAUCGAACAAAUUAAGACAAUAUGCACCAAUAUGCAGUGCCUUCGCCUUGAAAGACUCCACAAAACAAAUCGAGUUGAGCUUUCAAGGACAACUGAAGCAAAUUGUGACUGAAGUAUUUAAAACUCGGAAAAUUUUAGCUUGUUAUAGGACUCAAACGUGCAUUUCUGUGUUAGGAAUCUUAAUCCCAUUUUUUAUACAAUUUUAUAAUGGCUACUUUUUAGGACAUUUUUAUCAUGCCUUCGCUGACAAAAGACAAGCUGUAUUUAUAAUUUUUUCGGAUAUUUUUACCCAAACAUAGAAACAAAAAUAGUUUCGUUACAGUAAUGCAAACAUAUAUGUAUACGUUAAUCAGCUAAUCUAUUUAUUAUGUGGUUUGAAACAGUAAGCCCCUUUGUAGUUAGUCUCGAAAAGCAGAACGGUAAGCAAUAUUAACCAAUAUUAAAAUUUAACUCAAUUCCCAUCCAAGUACUCAAACGUAACCCAACCGUAAGGGGUGUUUUUAGCUUUCUGUUUUAAUACCUCCCCCCACCCCGUCUCUCCGUUUAAGAUCGUUAGUUCGUAAGCCAGCGUCUCUUAUUACCGAAUGUGAUCGUAUCGCUAUUAGGCAGACAUGCAAGCGAAAACAAACAAUGACAAUGCGAAAUUAAACGAUGAUUGAUGAUUUUUUUC